AUGUUCCAGCCUCAACCCACGCCCUUCGCCUCCGCCUGCUUCGCAUCGACGCCGUACGCCUUCCCGUCGCCGCCACAGCCCGUUUCGAACCCGCCUCAGCCUUCGCGCGCCACGGCGCUGUCUUAUGGCCUGCUAGGCCAAAGGCUCGACCUCGGCUUCCAUAUCCCUUCCAGCGGAGGACCUGCCCACAGCUCCAUUGCAGGCACGACGGCUGGAGCUGCACCGGGUCUUGGGGCCACAGGAAUUGGCGCUGCGCCCGGUGUUCCUUCUCGAGGUCUCGCCUACAGCUCACCGCAGCCUCUGGGCCAUUCUCGCCCGCCGCCCCACCAACAGCAGCAGCAGCGACAACACAUUGUCUCGCAUCGUCAUCAGCCGCCUGUAUUGAUCAAGAUGGAGGACCCGGAUCCGCAUGGCAUUGCGGCGCAACAGGCUGCCGCCAAAGACUACCAGCCAAAUCUUGAGGGCCCCCUGGUUGGCGAGAAGACUACGACUUCAAUCAUCACUCAAGAGUAUGAGAAAGCUGAUGCAAGCUUCGUCGAGAAGACCUAUGUAUGUGCCCCCCUACACCCCUACACCGAGGACCCUUGGGGCUGGUGCGAGACAGCAGCGCUGACUUUGAUCUUCAUGCAGAAUCUACCACAGACAUUCCAGCAUUACCGACCUAUACAGGGUGACGGCAAUUGCGGUUGGAGGGCCAUUGGCUUCUCCUAUUAUGAGAAACUCAUAGAGAUUGGCAACAGAAGCCAGGUCGAGAGUGAACUGGCCCGGUUACGCGGCCUAAACCAGAUGCUCCCCUCUGUCGGCUACCAGUACUGGGAAGAUUUUGCCGAAGAAGCUCUGGCGCUGCUCCAGGAUGUCGCGGACAAUAUUGGCAACUCGAGUAUAGCGCAUCAGCUGAUUUUCCAACGGUGGAACGAUGAUGGGGCGACACAGAGCAUCAUUUACUACUUCCGCAUGCUGGCUGGCAUGUUUCUCAAGAUGCAUGCUGCGACCUACGACCCAUUCAUUGCCGACGCCGGCGGUAUCCCAGGCUACUGCAGCAGCACAGUCGACAUUCCUAAUAAGGAAAUCGAGCAUUUGGGUAUCACAGCCCUUGUCGACAUCCUCCUGAAGCCCAUCAAUGUUGUUUUGGAGAUUCUCUAUCUCGACCGGAGCCCUGGCCCCCAUGCCACCAAAUACCGGUUCCCCGAAGAGGCCAACGAGCAAGACGAAUCACAGUUUGGCGCCGUCAUUUACUUGUUGUUCCGUCCCACGCACUACGACAUCUUGUAUCGUGCCCCACCGCUGCCUGUCGAGGUACCGCAGCACCCAGUGUCAAUUCAGGUUCACAGGGUCAACACGUAUGACAAUGGUGGUGGCAUAAUGAGCACCCAGACCGACCUGGGCGCUUUCGCCACGGGCGACUUCAGCAUGCUGAGCAUGCUUCCCGGGUUCGGCCCCCCAUCAGGGCCCGUGAUGCCUUUGGCCUCGCCUCUCGCAUCUCCUCCAACAGACCCGCUGGGCGAGCCAUUCUCGCCUGCUUCGCAGUCACAGCCCCCCUGGACACAACAGUAUUGUGACGGCUUGACGACGCCGUCCCCCCAAUCUACCACUCAACAGCCGCCGGUUGUGGCACCAGCACCUCCUUCGCUCCCCAAAUCGUCCACCCCGCUUUCGCCACACACGACAGCAACGGCGGGAGUGACAAGACCCGCAAUCAUGGCUGCACCGACUUCACUGGUCCCUCCUUCACCUGAAUGCACCAUACGUUUCAGCCCGAUGCAGCUUGAAUACGACGGUAGCAAGGGGUCAUACCCAGAACCCACAUUCCAGGUAACGACAAGCACGUUCAAGAACAGUGUGUGGAAUAGGGCGCACUUUGGGAAUCCUGACUUUCACCCGGAGGAAUGGAGCCCCGAUGACGAAAAUGUCGACGGCCGGAUGGGCUCCAGAAAGAAAUCGAAAUAA
This is a messenger RNA of Clonostachys rhizophaga, 1947 nucleotides long. NCBI's taxonomy places the organism in Eukaryota, Fungi, Ascomycota, Sordariomycetes, Hypocreales, Bionectriaceae. The record is from the annotation of a GenBank genome assembly.